UGUGUGUGUGUGUGUGUGUCUGUGUUUGCUCGGUUUAAGGCAGAGCUGCAGUUCAGUGGAGUCACAGGAUGGCACGCAGGCGGCUGGGACGCGCUACAGCACGGAAACACACGCACAUUUAACACGUUUCUGGAGGAAUAUGAUCUGGGAUUAGAUUUUCUGUUCAUCCACAUGGACGGACUGGAGCUCGCUAUGGAUUUAUUUAAAGUUUACUUUUGGUUUAAUCGCGAUGAGACGCGCUGAUUUCGGAGCUGGAGGUGGAAGUGAAAGUCUGGUGUGGUGAUUGGUGAUGGAGGUGGAGGAGUGUAAGGUCUCGGUGUGGGUUUGCCGGGAGGAGAAGCUGGUGUCGGGGGUGACGAGGCGCACGAACUGCGCGGAUCUGGUGCGGGUGCUGCUGGAGGACCGGAGCUCACCGGCGCUCACGGGCUCCGCGCAAUCCUACUGCAUCGUGGAGAAAUGGCGCGGAUACGAACGCGUGCUGCCAAACAGGACAAAGAUCCUGCGCCUGUGGACUGCGUGGGGUCGCGAGCAACCCAACGUGCGCUUCGUGCUGGUCAGAAGUGACGCGUCGUUACCAAGCACCGGGCCGCGCAGCGCAGAGGCUCGUGUAGUCCCCAGUAAAGAGAGUCGGUGCGCGGAUACAAGCGACCCCGCGACCCCGGUGCCUGUAAUGACGGCUGAGGCAGAGAUCUCACAGGAGAAACGGCGUCGCGUGGUCCGAAAAGCUUUCCGCAAGUUAGAGAAGAUCAACAAGAAGAAAGAGGAGACGUGUGUGGAGGAGUUCUCUGGGAGGAUGGAGACGAUGGUGCACCUCGUCCUCUCGCAGGACCACACCAUCCGGCAGCAGUCGCAGCGCAUCCGUGAGCUGGACAGUGAGAUCGAGAGACACGAGGACAGGGUUCACACGGACAGAAUGAGGCGCCACGGGAUCAACUACGUGCAGGACACCUACCUAGUGGACGUGAGGGACAGCGCGAAAGCGAGCCCGGUGCUCAACGCAGAAUUGAUGGAGUCCAAUUUUGACCAAAUUAUCCGACUCCAAGAGCAGCUGGACGAGCACCACGCGCUGGUGGAGAGACUCACCGGAGAAAUCCAAGAGGAGCUUGACCGCAGAUGGAUGACACGGAAAUGUGAAGGAGACGCGGAGGAAACGGAGGAGAUCGAGCAAGCAGAGACUCUGGUUUGCCAAAAAGACGUGCGUUUAGAGGAGGAGAGGAUCAAAACACAGCUGGAUACGAGCUCAUACAUCGGACUGCGUAUAAACACAGACCUGGAGGCUGUGCAGAGCGAGCUGGACGCGAGCCUGGAGGUGUGGGCUGAGAAAGAACGUGAUCUAAGGGAUUUACUGGAGAAACUGAACUCGUGUGGUGACUGCGAUGAAGACGCAGGUGAAGGAGACGCUGUGUUUACAAAUGAUGGUCAACCUCCACCUCCACCACCAUCUUCUGUGGACCACAGUGACUGCUGGGAGGAGAGGGUGCGAGGACUUUCAAAAACAAACCCUGGUGGCAACGAUGAUGAUUCGGAUACUGGACUGAGCUCAAUGCACAGUCAGGACUCAGAUAACGCAGCGGUGUGUGAGUCACUGGUGUGAGCACUGAUACUCUGGAGAAGGACAACAGCCCUGGGGCAGGAGGCCCAGUGCAAAAGAGGCUAAGAAAGUGUCAGAUUCCUGCUUCUGUACCUUUGUACCUGAGUGUCAGACAAAUAAUCUGAACAGUACUGAUGGAUAGUGAUUAAUCAACGAGUCGGUUCUUUUAAAAAAAAAAAAAAUAAAUCUUCUGAAGUGAAACAAGUGAAUCCGUUCACAGACACAAAGCAUUUAAAUGAAUCGAAGUAUUUAAAAGGUGAGGAAAUUUCUGUCAUGUGUGCCAGCAACGGAGGUGUUGCUUUUGUUUUAGCUUACAGAACUCCCAGGUCAGGUUUCUGACCCGAGGGAUUCGAUUAAUUCAUCUUAUCAUGAAAUGCGAACAGCCUCAUACUGUUAAGUCUCUUAGCUAUUUCACGUGUGCUUGGAGUUUGAAGUUAUUCAGAUGACAUUAAAGCGCACAGUGGGGAACGUUUUACAGUGUAAACGUAUAAAAAAAAUCCACUUGGUAAAGACUGAACAGAUCAGGAUUGUUUUUUUUUUUUUUUUUUUUAAAUUUGUACAAUGCCACUUUCAAUCUUUACUGAAGCUGGAAAAAGUUUCUAAACUUUCAGCCCAAACAACCCACUUUUACUAACAUUUCAUUAAAUUCCAGCUGACUUUAUUUACAGGUCGGUUAUGAUAACAUUGACGAUGGCAGGCUGUGAUUAUCACCAUCAUAACAAAAUUAGAAAGUCAUAGAGCAAGACGGAUGUAAACUACUCAAAGCGUCAGAGCAGCAGAGAAAACAGCAGAGAAGUUACAGAAGUCAUCGUUAAUAUAAUAAUAAUAAUAAUAAUAAUAAUAAUAAUAAUAGUGAAGAUGAGCCUGUUAUUAGUGAAGACAUUUAAUGCUGGUAGACAGUCAGGAAUGUAAUUUAAGAGUUUAACCCGGAUUUCUAAAUCACUCUUCAUACAGUGACACAAAAAAUAACAUUUCAAAUCUAUGAGCUGAAAUUGUAAAGUCAUAUACAAGUGUAUAAACGAGCCACUAUCCAGCAGAUCACUAUAAUAUGUAAUAGACGACGAGGGGAAAAAGAAAUCAGGAUAUAUGGAGUUUGAGUCACUUAGACAGAUUUGUUUGAAAGAACCGAUUCGUUGUUCACUCAUCAGUACUGAACAGUUGCUCAGAAAAAAUGUAACUAUGGCUGAUUCCCAUUUCCCUGCUCCCUAAAGAGGUGCACUACACAGGGUAUUAAGAGACUUCCUAUGUGAGUUAAUGUGUAAAUCGAAGCUGAUCGUUAUCAUGUGGUUUUGAUUGGACUGUCUGAUUGGCUAAUCAGUUUUCAUGUAGCUUAUUAAAUCUAACACAGUACAGUACAGUUAAGGCUGCUGUUGAUAUCAAACCAUUUCUGACACAUGAUCACUUAUAUAUACUGGUUAAAAAUGCUGGUUAAAUACAGGUGGUUAUUCUGUAAUCCUGACAGUUGUCUAAUCUGUAAGAAAAAUGACAAGCAAACGGCAAACCAGUCUUUCAUCCGAUAUCGCUUUGAUUAGACGCAUAAAUAAGACUUUCGUAUUUACGGAGCUUUUAAAAAGAAACAUAUUUUUCAACAAACCACCUCUGAUAUACAACUUUAGCUUAAAUAAAGCUUUAAGAAAGUAAGUUACACAGUGCUGUAAAUCUGCUGUCAAGCAUUUCAUCAACCUGCGAUGUUUAGUAAAGAUUCCUGGAACUAAAACAAUUGGAGCUGGUUCCUGUGAUGAGGAUUAAAAGGUUCCUGUUAUGUCUUAGGAAGCGUGAAAAAAAAAAAAAAGUUUUGAUCGAAUCUGUUUAUCAUUUGGUUGAGAUGUUAACAUUCACAUAACUUUUAAAUGUUGCUAAAAGUGACAAGAAAAAUGACAUCACAUAACGUAGAAGAACAAAGCUCCUGGAAUUGAGAACGGUUCCUCUGAUAAAGCUAAUGAGUUGUUGGAAAAUGUUCCUGCAGGGAAGCAGGCGGUUUCUCGACCCUUUGUAGUGCACAACAGGGAGCUUCGACAACGAGCGUGACGUCAUCACACGAGAGAAAUCCGUAUCCUUAUCCGUAUUACUGUAUGUGUGUCCUGUUAAACUGCUAACCAAACUCGUCUCUCAGCGACUGAUGCGUUACUUACCAGUCGGUUACUAAUUAACUAACGAGCUUAAGAUCACGGCAAGCGUUCUUAGACCUUAGUUCUAACAGGCUGAUGUGUAACUCUGUUUCCUGUGUAUUUAAUCUAUAGAGAAAGACAGAAGGUGUAAUCACUGAGUCACUGAAUUAUUUAUUGGAGAAAAAAAUAAACCCCCCCAAAAAAAAAACGACUGCAGAGGUUUCAACAAGGACGUCUGUCACUUUUGCCAUGUUGUGGAAUUAAAAUGACGUUCAGUUCGAAUUCCAGACUGAAUCUGUAUUCUUUGUGUCGUGUUUUGUGUACCGUUUGUCCGACACGCGUGUUUUCGCACAUACCCACAAAGCAGCGAGGUGAGAAGUGAUGUGUAAUGAAUAAUCGGAGGCGAAAGCGUACCUUUGUGCAGGUUUGGAUGACAGAGAAGGUGAGAUUGACGGCAGACUCUCAGGAAUGUGCCGCUGCACCACGUCUCUAAUCACCUUAAUGCGCUCUCAUUUUCUCGUCAUGCUGCCUGACAAACAAAUUAAGAUCGACGUCGCAGUCACACGGCAGCUCAUGAGAUCAAGUCCCAGAAUCACAACCAUUAUUACGCCACAUUAUAUAUAUGAUUAUAUAUAUUUUGCCAAAUUAUUAGGUACGCAUGAAUGUAUUUUUCCAAUCGGCCGAUCACGUGGCGCCGGCAGCACAAUGCAUACAUGUCAAGAGCUUCGGUUAAUCUUCACAUCAAACCUUGAGGUAGAUGAUCUACAAGAUCAGAAGAUCACAUCAGGUUCCUCUCCUGUCAACCAAGAGCAGGAAUCUGAAACACACAUGAAGACUCACCUACACUGAACAGCUGAAGGAAACAUGGUGUCAGAUUCCUCUUCCUGGCUGACCCUAGAGGAACUUACUUUGGUCUGCUGCUCUUGUAGAUCAUCCGUGUCACCAUGUUUUCUGUGCUGUGUUCAUGUUCUGUGAUGCUUUUUCUGCUCAUCGUGUGUGUAAAGAGUGAUUAUUUGAGUUAUUAUUUGAGUUGUAUGCUCGUUGCCUGCUCAGACCGUUCCUCUACAUCUCUCUCUUAUCAUCAUCGAGUCUCUCACUCACUGUUUGAUUUUUGAAGUGUCUAGAGACUGUUGUGUGCGAAAACCUCAUCAGAAUCUAAAAAACUCAAAGCAGCUUAUCUGAACCAACAACCAUGCUGUAGUUAAACUACCAGGGAUCUGACUUUUACUUCACUCUGAUGUUUGUUGUGAACAUUAUCUGAAGCUCUUGAUCUGUAUCUGUCUGAUUAUAUACGCUGCAUCGCGCCGCUGCCGUACGACCGGCCGAUCGGAUAACCGACCGAAGAUCUGUGCAGGUGUUCCUAAUAAAAGUGCAUGGUUAGUGUCUAGAUAUAUAUAACGCUUAUAAACGUAUGUAUGUAUUAUUCAGUCAGAUGUUAAUGUCAGUUAAUAUCACACUAAAGCGCAGAUGACAGAAUAUUCAGCUGUAACACUUUUAGCUUAACUCAUCGUUCAGGAUUGUUAUUGAGGUGAUAAUUGAUGUUAUGCGUAGAGAAGUCAGCCAAUCAGACGCGCAGGAUCUGUUACAAACUGAGAAAAGAAACAAAACAAAAGUCGAUUGAACAUCGGCGGAAUAAAACAAAUUAGUUUGAUCCGACCCUGUAUGAGACGGUAAUGAUUGUGUUU
This is a messenger RNA of Tachysurus vachellii, 5384 nucleotides long. RefSeq names its product Ras association domain family member 10a (gene rassf10a). Bases 290 to 1594 code for a protein of 434 amino acids. Lineage: Eukaryota; Metazoa; Chordata; Actinopteri; Siluriformes; Bagridae. Gene Ontology annotation, biological process: signal transduction. The transcript has a single exon. The record is from RefSeq and is a predicted model, not a curated record.